CCGUCGGACCGGCCGUCCGACCCCCGCAGCUGAGCGCAAUGCUGGGCCUGUCUGCACGUCUCGCCGGCCUGCCGGCCGUCGGUGGCCGUGUGCUGGCCGGCGGUCUCUCUUGUCACGUGACGGACCGGCCCGGCCGUCGGCCCUACCAUGAGGUCACCGGCGAAAAUGUCUGCCCCAACAUGGUGCGAGGCAUUGACAACGUGCGCGAGCCGCGCCUCAACAAGGGAAUGGCGUUCACGCUGGAGGAGCGACAGCGGCUCGGCAUCCACGGCCUGCUGCCUCCCCGCUUCAAGACCCAGGACGAGCAGGUGGACCUCUGCAUCAAGAACGUCUCCCGCUACCAGGAGGACCUCAACAAGUUCAUCUACCUGAUGGGGCUGCAGGACCGGAACGAGCGCCUGUUCUACCGCGUGCUGUCGGAGAACGUGGAGCAGAUGAUGCCGCUGGUGUACACCCCGACCGUGGGCCUGGCCUGCCAAAAGUUCGGUCUCAUCUACCGGCGACCGAGGGGCCUCUUCAUCACCAUCCACGACAAGGGUCACAUCUAUGACGUGCUCAAGAACUGGCCAGAGCACGACGUGCGGGCGAUCGUGGUGACGGACGGCGAGCGGAUCCUGGGCCUGGGCGACCUUGGCGCCCAGGGCAUGGGCAUCCCGGUGGGCAAGCUGUCGCUCUAUACGGCCCUGGCCGGCAUCAAGCCGCACCAGUGCCUGCCUAUCGUGCUGGACGUCGGCACCAACAACAAGGAGCUGCGGCAGGACGAGUUCUACAUCGGCCUGAAGCAGGAGCGGGUCAGCGGCGCCGAGUACGACGAGUUCAUCGACGAGUUCAUGCAGGCGGUGGUGCGCCGCUACGGCCAGAACACGCUGAUUCAGUUCGAGGAUUUCGGCAACCAGAACGCCUUCCGCUUCUUGGAGAAGUACCGCAACAAGUACUGCACGUUCAACGACGACAUCCAGGGCACGGCGUCGGUGGCGGUGGCCGGCCUGCUGGCUGCCAUGAAGAAGCUGCACUCGCGGCUCUCCGACCACACAUUCCUUUUCCUCGGAGCUGGCGAGGCGUCCCUGGGUAUCGCCAACCUGUGCGUGAUGGCGAUGGAGCAGGAGGGCCUGAGCUCGGCCGAAGCCCACGACAAGAUCUUCCUGGUCGACUCGCGCGGCCUGAUCGUCAACAACCGGCCCGAGGGAGGCGUGACCGGACACAAGGCGGAGUUCGCCAAGGACAUGCCGCCCAUGAAGAACCUUGGCGACGUGGUGAAGAAGCUGAAGCCGUCGGCGUUGAUCGGAGCGGCCGCGCAGCCCCAGGCUUUCACCGCCGAGAUUCUCAAGGACAUGGGCGAGUUCAACAAGGAGCCCAUCAUCUUCGCGCUGAGCAACCCCACCAGCAAGGCGGAGUGUACGGCGCAGCAGGCCUACGAGGCCACGCAGGGUCGGGCGGUGUUCGCCUCGGGCUCUCCAUUCGACCCGGUCACGAUCGGCGGCAAGACGCUGUACCCGGGUCAGGGCAACAACGCCUACAUCUUCCCGGGCGUGGCGCUAGGCGUCCUCUGCACCGGCAUGCACCACAUCGGCGAGGAGGUGUUCCUGCGCGCCGCCGAGGCCCUCUCCAGGAUGGUGUCGGACGCGGAGCUGGAUGCCGGCCGGCUGUACCCGCCGCUGAACACCAUCCGGGACGUCUCGCUGCAGAUUGCCGUCCAGCUGGCCGAGCACGCCUACAGGACAGGUGAAGCGUCCGCGUACCCCGAGCCGACGGACAAGGAGGCCUUCGUCCGGAGCCAGCGGUACGACGUCGGCUACUCCAGCCCUCUGAACAACACCUGGCGCUGGCCGGCCGACGCCUGAGCGCCCGGCCACUGUAGCACUGCCAUCACACGCCGGGGGCGACGCCUCCGCCGUCCGCAGCUGUAGUGACCCCGGCCGGCUGCGAGACGCGCGGAGGCGGUCGCGCUCCGGGGGUGGCGAGGGCGGGGGGUGCCGCAGGCGGGCCUGUGCUUGGCCCGGGACGGCCGCCGGCUUGUGUGUUGUGUUGUUUUCGUUCAUGUGCUGAGUGCGCCGGACCGCCGUUGGCGCCAGAUGUCGCCCUGGUCAGGGGCGUGCAAUUCCCGUGAUUUGGUAGUCGAGCAGCUGUGCGCUGCGCGGGGGACGGGAGGGAGCACUGGUUACCAUGCGUGGCCCUAUAUCAGUUCAGGGUGUACACGCGUAGAGGCGACACCCAGGAUCGGGCACAUCAGUCCGGGGCUAGCAUGAAUGUUCGCAGACGUUAUGAAUACAGUCACAGGAA
This is a messenger RNA of Pollicipes pollicipes, 2280 nucleotides long. Its product is annotated as NADP-dependent malic enzyme. The transcript is spliced from 12 exons. The record is from RefSeq and is a predicted model, not a curated record. Gene Ontology annotation, cellular component: mitochondrion. Gene Ontology annotation, molecular function: NAD binding; malate dehydrogenase (decarboxylating) (NADP+) activity. The coding region runs from base 39 to 1841 and encodes 600 amino acids. Gene Ontology annotation, biological process: pyruvate metabolic process; malate metabolic process. Lineage: Eukaryota; Metazoa; Arthropoda; Thecostraca; Pollicipedomorpha; Pollicipedidae.